Messenger RNA from Sinocyclocheilus grahami, 1033 nucleotides. RefSeq names its product filamin-C-like. Gene Ontology annotation, molecular function: actin filament binding. NCBI's taxonomy places the organism in Eukaryota, Metazoa, Chordata, Actinopteri, Cypriniformes, Cyprinidae. The transcript has 9 exons. Gene Ontology annotation, biological process: actin cytoskeleton organization. The annotation marks the transcript as partial. The record is from RefSeq and is a predicted model, not a curated record.
AUGAAAGCCGAUGGCAGUACAAAACUUGUUGAAGUGUUAAGUAAUGUGAACAAGAUCAGUGCUGCAAAACGCACACCCUCCGCUGAAGGCUCUCACCCCUCAGCUGUCAGAAAUCCCAUUGAGAAGGAUUUUCAAAGUCACCAGGCGUCAUCCUCAUGCAAACCUCAAGGUUUUCAAAACAAGGUUGAGGGCAGAAAUUUAAUUCCUCUCGGUGCCAUUAAUCAAGCAGGGUUUCUAUCAUGUGAUAUAGUCCUGCCAUCAGACUUAAGUGAAGGUGAAAUUACAGGUGAGGUGAUCACGCCGUCUGGAAAGACAGCACAGCCCAGCGUGAUUGAUAACAAAGACAGUACCAUCAUUCUAAAGUUUGAUCCUUCAGAAGAAGGUCUUCACCAACUAUUUAUUAAAUCAUCCAGAAAUGAUUUACCAGAACUUCCACUGCAGUAUUAUGCAAAUAGUCUUGCUAAUCGCAGCACUAUGGCCUAUGGACGUGGCCUUGUGUAUGGAAUUGCAAAUGAGACGGCAAUAUUCACCAUCUGUCAGGAAGAUUCUGCCUCGAGUGAGUUGGACAUCACAAUUGAGGGUCCAUCUGAGGCAGAUGUGCGCUGCGUGGACAAUGAAGAUGGCACUUGUACUGUGAGCUACUUCCCAACUGAGCCUGGAGAUUAUGAGAUCCAGAUUCAAACUGAUGAUGUGCCUAUCCGAGGUAGUCCCUUCAAGUCCAGAAUUGCUGCUGGAAAUGUGAGAAGGUCACAGGUAAAACUGGGCAGUGCUGUUGACUUUACCCUGGACAUCACUGAAGAAGAUAUAAGCCAGCUCUCCACCAGCAUCAUGUCACCCGCAGGCGAUAAUGUACCCUGUUUGCUGAAAACACAACCUGACAGCCAUCUUGGUGUAUCAUUCAUCCCCAGAGAGGCUGGUGAGCAUCUGGUCAGCAUCAUGAAGGACGGGGAGCAUGUGAGCAACAGUCCCAUCUCUCUUUCCAUCAGUCAGGCGGAGAUAGGAGAUACGAGCAAGGUGAAGGCCUUCGGCCCUG